Phalaenopsis equestris is the source of this 1703-nucleotide messenger RNA. Its product is annotated as vegetative cell wall protein gp1. The record is from RefSeq and is a predicted model, not a curated record. Bases 194 to 661 code for a protein of 155 amino acids. Lineage: Eukaryota; Viridiplantae; Streptophyta; Magnoliopsida; Asparagales; Orchidaceae. The transcript is spliced from 5 exons.
GUGGAAGACAGUCCAUUAACUUGGAGCUGACUGCAUCGGAUGCCAUUUAAAAACGCUUGGAUCUCUUCCUUUUCCCCGACACCAAUGGCGGAAAAAGUGCUUCCACUCUCUAUCGGUAUCACGGCACCCUGAACCCUAACCCUAGCUCCAGCUCUGAACCUCUCUAACAGCCCUUUUUUUACCUUAAACCGGCAUGGCCGCCACGCCGGCGCGAGAACUGACGACGCCACCACCGGCGCCGGUCAUUGGUAAGGCCGGGCGCUACACCGUCUUCAUUACACCUCCGGUAACCCCCACACCUCCUCCGGUGAAACCCCCUUCGCAAAGCCCCCUGACCCCGAACCCUAACCCCAACCCUAGCCCGAGCCCCAGCCCUGUAAAUGCGGCUCCUUUGCUAGGCAAAUACUCGCCGCCGGAGGGGUCGCCACCGCAGUUCGAGAAGACAGCCGCCAAGGGAGCAAGCUCGGUGUUCGGGCUCUUCUGGGAUGCUGUGGCGAAGGUUCAAAAUGCUCACUCGAGCUUGGAUGAGUAUUUAGCGGAUUGGUUGGGGCUGAACCAGUCGAAGUACCAGUGGGCGCUCAAUGAUUACUAUGAGAACAAUGGAUCGAGGAAGGAUUGCAGCAAACUGAAGGAACAAGUCAGCAAAGACCAAACAGUGUGAUUUGGUGAAUGAUUUUGCAGAUGAUGAUUGCCAAGAAGUGUAAUUUGUAUAAUUAUUUGUUUUGGCAAAGAAGAGCUGUUCAGAGAGCUGAGGGAAAGGGGUUACUAUGACUGCUGUGCUACAGCAUGACAGUUCUUUUGUCUGUAGUUUUAUUUAUUACAUGUAUGCUGUAUUUUCCCAUUCCUCGGUUGAAAUUAUAUGGAAUAGAAGGGGGCUAAAUGUAAGAACGCUGCACCUCAUUUGUGCUCUCUUCUGAUGUCUGGCUUAUCUCGAAUCAAUGAAAAUAUUUUACAUCAUUUGCUGUAAUAUAUUGUUUUAAUUUAUGCAAUACUUGUGCUAUUAUGAAAUUAAAUGAUUUGUGCUUGCAUUGGUGUUGUGAAAUCCGCUUCGCAAAACACCUACAAGAAUUGUUCCAAAGAACUCCCUAUGUAUUGAGUUAGAUGAUUAAGAAUUGAUAAUAAAAUUGCCAAAGAAGAUAUGUCGAGGGGCUGUUCUUCUUGGAUGGAAGAACCUGCAAACUGCUUCAAACCGAAGACCCUUCCUGUUCCUUUCUUGCUCGCGGAUUGUUGUUCUCCUUCGUAUGCCUGUACAAUACUUCUUACGGCAGUUUUAAAAUCACCUCUGUGGUUCAAUGGCAGUGAAACAAAUGCCUGCUUCUUUUGUCUUCGCCAAAUGGAUAGGAGUUCACCUUGCUAACUGCCGAACUCUCCCUUUCUGCGAUUCUUCUCUUUUCUUGCCGUCGACUUUACUGCAAGCCAAGGAUUGGGAUUGCCGAAGAACCUGCUUGUUGCUGUGUUUCGUGGAUGACGAGGGAGAUGACAACAGUAACCAAGCAAUCUCCCUGAAUCCAAGAACCUGAGCUGAUAUAAAAAUUCUUGUUUCAAGAACUGAAAACGCAGCAAGCAUGUACAAAAGAAAACCAGAAAAACAGAGGAAAGAAAUGUCACAACGAAUAAGAACACAAACACAAGAGGAUUUACGUGGUUCGGUCCCUAGAUCUACAUCCACGGAGGGAAUCACUAUCAAAUUCACUAGCACAAAG